Messenger RNA from Malassezia restricta, 1233 nucleotides. RefSeq names its product nitric oxide dioxygenase. NCBI's taxonomy places the organism in Eukaryota, Fungi, Basidiomycota, Malasseziomycetes, Malasseziales, Malasseziaceae. Gene Ontology annotation, cellular component: intracellular anatomical structure. The record is from RefSeq and is a predicted model, not a curated record. The transcript has a single exon. Gene Ontology annotation, molecular function: nitric oxide dioxygenase [NAD(P)H] activity; heme binding; oxygen binding. Gene Ontology annotation, biological process: cellular response to nitrosative stress; nitric oxide catabolic process. The coding region runs from base 1 to 1233 and encodes 410 amino acids.
AUGACCGUGACGUGGGAGAAGCCCCAACUGUCGGAAUCGCACGCUAAUGUCAUUCGUGCUACUUUGCCCCUGGUAGGUGAGCAUAUCAAUGAAAUUACUAGUCUAUUCUACAAGACUAUGUUUCAGAAUCACCCUGACUUGAUCAAGGACCUCUUCAAUCGUGGAAACCAAAAACAGGGCGCCCAACAAAAGGCCCUGGCUGCUUCGGUAGCUGUAUUCGCCUCAAAGCUUGUGAGUGAAAACGAGGGGCUCCCCGCUCAUCUUUUCUCGCGCAUUGGACACAAGCACGCUGCAUUGGGUAUCACGGCGGACCAGUACCAAAUCGUGCACGAUAACUUAUUUUAUGCCAUUGUCCAAGUACUUGGUGCUGAUACGGUGACUGCGGAAGUUGCUGAGGCUUGGGACCGUGUCUAUUGGCUCAUGGCCGACAUGCUCAUCAAGUUUGAGAAAGGACUUUACGAUGAGGCGGGUGUCGAACCUGGUAAGGUGUUCCGCCAGGUCAAGGUUGUUCAGUCUGACAAGUUGACCGACGAUGUAACUUUAUUCAGCAUCGAAAGCACUGAUGCGUCCAAGCCGUUACCAGCUCAUAAGCCGGGUCAAUACAUUUCCGUGCGUGCUCGUCUACCAGAUGGCGCAGGCCAGCUGCGUCAGUAUAGUCUCGUGGAUGACGGUGUCAAAGCAGGUCGUCUAAGCUUUGCUGUCAAGGCUGUCAGCGCCACCGAAAGUGCACCAGCAGGUGAAGUAUCGAACUGGCUUUCAGAAAAUGCCCGGGUUGGUACGGAGCUUGAGGUGUCACUGCCAUUUGGCGAUCUGGUGUUGGAUACCGCGAGCUCCGCACCUGUGGUGCUUGUUUCUGCCGGUAUUGGUGCUACCCCUAUGAUGGGCAUGCUUUCGCGCCUUGUGCACGACAAGUCUGAGCGCCAGAUCAUUGUUCUUCACGUCGAUAAGUCAGCUGCUACGGACGCGUUCGCUUCGCAGGCCAAGCAGCUCGUUUCGAAGCUCUCCAACUGCCGCUUCCAUUCUUGGUAUGCAGAGGGCACUUCUGAUGACACUACGACUAUCGGUGAGAAGCUCAACCUCGGCAAAGAAUCCUUGCCAAAGGAUGCACUCGUGUACCUUUGCGGCUCGACAGAAUUUCUUCAGGCGGCUGCCAAGGAUCUGAAGGAAACUGGCAUUCCUGAGGACAAUGUGCAAUUCGAGCUUUUCACGCCAAACGAUUGGCUCAUUAGUUGA